Salarias fasciatus (jewelled blenny) is the source of this 6381-nucleotide messenger RNA. Its product is annotated as paired amphipathic helix protein Sin3a-like. Gene Ontology annotation, biological process: negative regulation of transcription by RNA polymerase II. The coding region runs from base 223 to 4116 and encodes 1297 amino acids. Gene Ontology annotation, molecular function: transcription corepressor activity. The record is from RefSeq and is a predicted model, not a curated record. The transcript has 21 exons. NCBI's taxonomy places the organism in Eukaryota, Metazoa, Chordata, Actinopteri, Blenniiformes, Blenniidae. Gene Ontology annotation, cellular component: Sin3-type complex; chromatin.
GGAACACCGCUUCAUACAUACACUGUUGUUAGCGACGUAGCUUCUACGGUCAGCUUCUUUUUCUUUUACAUUCACACCCGCGACCACUUUUUUCUCAACUUCACUUUCUGUCGCCACCGGCUGAAUGAGCGAGUAGCGGUCCCCCGGCCAGGAUUCGUUGCGCCGGUGCGUCCCGUUGUUGCUGGUGGCGGUCGCCGGAGCUUCUUUGAUUAUGUGUAUACAAUGAAGAGGCGUGCGGAGGACCAGGAACCGAUAUUCACGCCUCAGCAGCAGCAGCCCCGUCAACCCCCAGUUCAAGGUAUCGCGGAAAGCUUCCAGCACCGGGCCCUCGCCCCGGCUCCCGCUGUGGUGGAGACGGCUGCAGACAACAUGCAGCCCUCAACCGGCAUCCAGUAUUCUCUGCCGCAGGGUUACCAGGUGUCAGCAAUGCCUCAGAGCACAAGUGGGCACGGACACAACAGUACUGCCCCCCACGUUGGUCCCCACCCACACAACCUCACCGUGCAGCCACAGGGCGCCGCCGUGGUCCAAGGACACGCUCAUCCGCCAGCGCCCAUGACUUCAACCCAGGGCCAGCAGCAGUUCCAGCGACUGAAGGUUGAAGAUGCCUUGUCCUACCUGGAUCAGGUGAAGCUGCAGUUUGGGAAUCAGCCACAAGUUUAUAACGAUUUCCUUGAUAUUAUGAAAGAGUUCAAGUCCCAGAGCAUCGACACUCCCGGAGUCAUCAACCGCGUGUCUCAGCUGUUCAAGGGCCACCCGGACCUCAUCAUGGGCUUCAACACUUUCCUGCCACCCGGGUACAAGAUCGAGGUUCAGACCAACGACCUCGUCAACGUGACCACACCCGGUCAGAUCCACUACAUCACCCCGCACGGUAUUUCAGUUCACAAUAUUCCUGCCAGUGGCCCGCCCAGCCAACCCGCAAGCCAUCACCAGCACCAGAGUCAGCCGCAGCCGGCCUCGCACACCUCCACCAACACCACCACCACCGCCGCCACGACACCGACCAUCCCCACCCCGCCUGCUCCGAGUAAAACCAGCAAGCCAGUUCAGUCUCCGGCCCACACGCCCACCAGCCAGCCCAAUCCAUCCAUCCCAUCCUACGCCUCGCCGCGCUCCCCGUCGGUCCAGUCCCACACUCCCGUCAGCAGCACGCCAUCCAGCGGGCCCCCUCUCCAGAACAAUCAGCCAGUGGAGUUCAAUCACGCCAUUAAUUACGUCAACAAGAUCAAGAACCGCUUCCAGGGUCAGCCAGACAUCUACAAGGCCUUUCUGGAAAUCCUUCACACGUACCAGAAGGAACAAAGGAACGCUAAAGAGGCUGGAGGUAACUACACCCCCGCCCUGACGGAGCAGGAGGUCUACACCCAAGUGGCGCGGCUUUUCAAGAACCAGGAGGACCUGCUGUCAGAGUUCGGACAGUUCCUUCCUGAUGCAAACAGCUCUGUGCUGCUGUGCAAGACGACGCCGGACCGGGCGGAUUCGGUGCGUAACGACCACGGCGGCACCGUCAAGAGGCCUUUGCUGAACAACAAGCAGAGGCUGAGCCAGAACGGCCUUCCCAUCAGGAGACCUGCUGGAGUGGGAGCCACGCCACCUGUCAAGAAGCCCAAAAUCAUGGGGAAGGACCACAGCCUGGCUGAGGUGGGCAAGCACAGCACCAGCACCGAGACCAUGUUCUUCGAGAAGGUGAAGAAGGCUCUCCGCAGCUCCGAGGCCUACGACAACUUCUUGAGGUGUUUGCACAUCUUCAAUCAGGAGGUCAUUUCACGCACUGAGCUGGUCCAGUUAGUUAUACCGUUUCUCGGGAAAUUCCCGGAACUUUUCACCUGGUUUAAAAACUUCCUGGGCUACCGAGAGUCGAGUCAUGGCGAGUCGAGCCACGUGGAGAGUCUGCCCAAAGAGCGUGCCACCGAGGGCAUCGCCAUGGAGAUCGACUACGCCUCCUGCAAGAGGCUGGGCUCCAGCUACCGCGCGCUGCCCAAGAGCUACCAGCAGCCCAAGUGCACAGGAAGGACGCCGCUGUGCAGAGAGGUUUUAAACGACACGUGGGUUUCCUUCCCGUCGUGGUCUGAAGAUUCCACGUUUGUGAGCUCCAAGAAGACUCAGUACGAGGAGCAUAUCUACCGAUGUGAGGAUGAACGCUUCGAGCUGGAUGUUGUGUUGGAAACCAACCUGGCCACGAUACGAGCCCUGGAGACGGUGCAGCGGAGGAUCUCCCGGAUGUCGGCCGAGGAGCAGCUCCGCUUCAAGCUGGACAACACCAUGGGAGGCUCGUCGGAAGUCAUCCACCGCAAAGCCAUCCAGAGGAUAUACGGCGACAAAGCCGCGGACAUCAUCGACGGGCUGAAGAGGAACCCCGCCGUGUCCGUCCCCAUCGUGCUGAAAAGAUUAAAAAUGAAAGAGGAGGAGUGGAGAGAGGCGCAGAGAGGCUUCAACAAGAUCUGGAGGGAGCAGAAUGAGAAGUAUUACCUGAAGUCACUGGACCAUCAAGGCAUCAACUUCAAGCAGAAUGACACCAAAGUGUUGCGUUCAAAGACCCUGCUGAAUGAGAUCGAGAUGUUGUAUGAUGACCGCCAGGAGCGAGCAUCAGAAGAAACGGCCACGCCCCCGGCGAGCGGCCCCCACAUGACGCUGACCUACGAAGACAGCCAGAUCCUGGAGGACGCCGCCGCCCUCAUCAUCCACCACGUGAAGAGGCAGGUGGGCAUCCAGAAGGAGGACAAGAGCAAGAUCAAGCAGAUCAUCCACCACUUCAUCCCGGACCUGCUGUUCUCGCGGCGCGGCGAGCUCUCCGACGUGGAGGAGGAGGAGGAGGAAGAGGAGGAGGACGCGGAGGCGGAGCACGACGGCCCCAAGAAGCACAACGGUCUGCCGGGCGGCAGCCCGCCCAAGUCCAAGCUGCUGUUCAGCAACACGGCGGCUCAGAAGCUGCGGGGCACCGACGAGGCCUACAACAUGUUCUUCGUCAACAACUACUGGUACAUCUUCCUCCGCCUCCACCACAUCCUCUGCUCGCGUCUGCUGCGCAUCUACGGCCAGGCGGAGAAGCAGAUUGAGGAGGACGCCCGUGAGCGGGAGUGGGAGAGGGAGGUGCUGGGGCUGAAGAGGGAGAAGAAUGAAAACCCAGCGAUUCAGCUGAAGAUGAAAGAACCAAUGGACGUGGACGUGGACGACUACUACUCAGUCUUUCUGGAAAUGGUGCGUAACCUCCUGGAUGGGAACAUGGAGCCGGCUCAGUAUGAGGACUCCCUCAGGGAGAUGUUUACUAUCCACGCCUACGUUGCCUUCACGAUGGACAAACUCAUCCAAAGCAUCGUCCGGCAGCUGCAGCACCUGGUCACAGACGACGUGUGUGUGCGUGUGACCGACAUGUACCUCGGUGAAAGUGCCAAUAAGGCCACAGGGGGCGCUCUGUCCACGCAGACGUCCCGGGCCGCCCCAGAGGGAGCCUAUCAGCGCAAGGCGGAGCAGCUCAUGUCGGAUGAGAACUGCUUCAAGUUGGUGUUUGUGAAGAGUCGAGGAACCGUCAGUCUGGCCAUGGAGCUGUUGGACACGGAAGAGGAGAACUCCGAUGAGCCGGCGGAGGCAGAAAGGUGGUCAGACUACAUGGGCAGGUACCUGAACUCAGACUCUGCGUCCCCCGAGCUGCGUGAGCACCUGGCUCAGAAGCCCGUGUUCCUCCCCAGGAACCUGAGGCAGAUCAGGAAGUGCCAGCGGGGAUGGGAGCAGCUGCAGCAGGAGCGGCUGGCCAAGGGCUCGGCGGACAAGUCGCAGGACGGCAGCAGCGAGCUGAAGAUGGAGUGCAGGUUCAAGCUCAACUCCUAUAAGAUGGUCUACGUCUGCAAGUCCGAGGACUACAUGUACAGACACACCGCCCUCACUCGGGCGCACCAGUCUCACCAGCAGGUGAACCGGCGGCUGCACAGACGCUUCCAUGCCUGGCUGGACUCGUGGGCCAGCGAGCACGUGACGGGCGAGAUGGCGGCGGACAGCCAGAGGUGGCUGAUGGGAGACGGGCAGGAAGGCCUGCUGUCCUGCACCACCACCCGCUGCCCCGAGGUCCUCCACUAUCUCAACGUCAACAAGUACCGGGUGAAGUACCGAACGCUGUAGCACGGCGCCGCCGGCCUGCCGGCGCCACCGGACUCCCCGCUGCCAACGAUUCAGUCUGAUGUGUUCGUGACCCGUUUCCCACGCCGUGCAGGAUUCUCUCUGUCAAGCUCAGGCUGCAAGCAGGAAGCUCUGCAGAUGUAGUUGUCGCUGAAUCCGGACUCUCCUGCCUAAAUGCAGACUUUUAAAUUGAAGGCGACAUUUAUGACAUCUGCGAAUGCAGAUUCUGUUGGGCGCGUUUCCUGAUGUUAAUAUUGGAGCAAAAUGAGUUGUGUGUGUGUGCCUGUGGGUCGUCAUCAGACAAAUCGAGUUUCUACACAGUUUCAUGUGUAAUCAGACUUGUGCACGUGCAGUGGCGUGCACGUACAAGGACCUGCAAAUGUCCAUCUGACGCAAACUCCAGUCAGCUCUUUGUACCAGUGGAAUUUUGUCCACGGCCAUGUGUUUUUUAGCCCUCAGGCUGGUCUGGCAGGCAUCCAUCCAGAUCCAGUAUUAAUGUGAUGUUUGUCAAUGACUGAGCUCCUCUUCAGUUGACUUCAGGAGAAACAGGACAGACCGAGAGCCUGGAAAGUCUGUUAAAUGAAUACAGAGGGCAAAAAUACCCAGAGUUUCAAACCAACAUCUGUUGAGGCAGAAAUCCACCAAAUGAGAAGGUUACAGAGAUUUACACGGAUGCACAGGACCACAAAACUAAACUCACAAGAGUUAUUGUAAACGUGUGAUUGCAAAUAUUCUCACACGUAGCUUUCGAUCCACAGGCAGGCAGACGUCAUGAUGCUCCCGUUUUACACUCAGACAUUUCACAGUUGGAACGUUGGAAACUCGAGCUCCGCGGCUUAACCUUCCAACUGUUUCGUUGUGAGAUGACUUUACGGGAAACGUCCCGGCUCCUCCUGUCCAGACCAGAUCGGACUCGGGAGCUUCACGCAGCUUCCGGCUGUAAACUUGUACAACUUUGUGAAUGUUCUCAGCUCUCAGUCAAAGUGCAAUAGUGCACCGUAUAAAUGUUCCACCUCCCCCGAGGCCGCUGGGUUUCUAUCCACUGACAGUAAUUUAUGGCGGCCCAAACACUUGAUGUAAAUACUGUGUUCAUAUCUAGAUUUGUUGUUUUGUUUUUUUUUUUUAAUACAGAUGUCAUUGAUGUGUAGCGUUGGUUAACACACACACACACACACACACACACACACACACACACACACACACACACACACACACACACAGUUUCAAUCUUUGGUUAGAGGUUGCUGAGAUUUUUAUUCAGACAAUGCAAAUUGUAACAGUUUUUUACCAAAGGAUGUUGUUCAGAGACUUUUGUUUUUAUUUGUGGUCUGUUGAACGUCUGUCGUUCAUCUGUUCUUUUUUUCUUUUUUUCUUUUUUUUACUGAUUGGGUCCCUUUCUGCACAUUUCUACCUUCAGUCUUCAGACACCGGUGUCUCUCGUGGUUUCAACAUGUUUGAAUGUAGCUGAACAGUCUUUUUUUUUUUUUGUUUUCCUUUUGAAAGUACGGUGUACUGCAUGUCUAUUCGACGAAAGACUGAAGUCUUAAACACACUCAACUGUUCAAAGAGAGUGAUUGGAAACGAGCGAUUGAGAGCCCGUCUCCACAUGAGUUUCGUUAGUUUUCAGCCUGACGGACUCUGAAUGUCAGCCACCAAACUCAUCUACAGUUUAACUCAAAGAAAACAAGCAAUAAUUCUGUCUUUCAGUCGAUAGCAUAUUUCUCGGUAAAAUACAAAUGCGAAUGUUGUAUUCCCUCAAACGAGGGGUUGAAACUAAAGGAUCUUUUUGUUGCCUUUUCCUCUUUGCAGUUUAAUUGGAAUCGGCUGUGUAGAUAUUGUAGGUAAGUUUAGAUGGAAAAUAGGAAUGCUGGACAGUGUUUCAGAUGAGAGGUCGACACAGAGCAACACAAAACACUUGGUGUGUGACUUACUGAUGAUUUUCAGGUAUGAAUAUAGACAGGACUGAAGCUCACACACACACACACACAGACUGAGGACACUCCUCAGACACGACGCCAUCCUUCCUACAUUCAUAGCAGUGGUCGGUAACAUAACCGGCUGCAGACAAUCCAGGAACAGUUUAUUAGGUGGGUUUUUAUUUUUAUAUCUGCUGUGUUUGACAGCAGGACGUCCCGGGCGGAGCCGACUGUACAUAAAGACUCUGUUUGUACCUCGUUUAUUGUGUCUCUGCAAUUGACUUUUAUGAUGUUGUACAUGCGUGUUAGUAUGAUGUUUGGCAUUAAAUCCUUUGAGUAGACAGAAACUGGC